Molecule: messenger RNA, 1535 nt
Organism: Leptopilina boulardi
Lineage: Eukaryota; Metazoa; Arthropoda; Insecta; Hymenoptera; Figitidae
Gene: Pmi
Product: transmembrane protein 11-A, mitochondrial
Exons: 3
Coding region: 81-623 (180 amino acids)
Biological process (GO): inner mitochondrial membrane organization
Cellular component (GO): mitochondrial inner membrane
Source: RefSeq, a predicted model, not a curated record
AUCCGUUUUGUUACCAUGAACCGUUCAACUGUUUUUUCCGGUUCUCAAGUUCACCGUUUCAGUAUUUUUGUAAAAAUUCUAUGGAAAAGAUGGUAGUUCCAGUGGUUGAUGAAGCUGGUGACAGAGAUGGAAAUGUUGCCAUUAUUAGAGAGAUUUACGACAGUGAAAAUGCUAAUGAAACUUUUGAAUAUGAAUUGGAAAGAGCAUUGGAGUCAGAAUGUAGUUUAAUUGUAAUAGAACCAUCUAAAUUAGGAGAUGAAACUUCAAGAUGGAUAACCGUUGGAAAUUGUUUACAUAAAACGGCUGCAUUGUCUGGUGCAGCUGCAAUAAUUACAGGCCUCGUUUGGGGAGAUAAACUCUAUCUUUGUGGCCCACUUGGUUUUACAUCAAUUAUAACAUGUGGACUUUAUACAGUUUCUUGGCAGUUUGAUCCAUGCUGUCAAUAUCAAGUUGAAACUGAUACAAGUAAAUUGCCACACGUUGAAGUACUUGCCAUGUUAGGACCAUCGUCACCUACAUUUCUUGUUAGAAAAGAUGACAGAAGAAGACGAAUUCUUCACAAUACAAUUACAUUAAUGGCAUUUAGCGUCACUGCGUGGCGAAUUUAUCAAGCGUUCAAAUGAAAAAAAAAAAAAGAAGAAAUUCCCCUACAAAAAUUGUGGGCUUUUUAUACACAGAGACAAGCAAAAAAAAAAAAACAAAAAAAAAAAACUAAACAACGGUAGGGCGUAAUUAUUAAAUUUCGCGUAUGAUCGUAGAAAGACAUAGAAAAUAGUGUAUUUGUUUUUGAAUUAGGAAAAAUACAAUUCCUUUUAAAAAAAAACAAAUCGGUAGGCUUGAAAUCCAUCGAGAUAUUACUUCUAGUAAUAGUGCAUUAUUUUUCACUGAUUUUUAAUCUCAAAAAAUAGAAAAAUGCUUUUUUUUACUUUUUAUAAAAAAAACAAACGAUUUUUAUUGUUUUAGUUUUGUUUUUUUUCAUUCCAAACUUAAAUUUUUAUUAGUUUAGUUUUUAAAAUAUACAACUAAAGUGAUAAAAAAAAAAUUUGUAUUUAUGAUAUUAAAAGACAUUUUUUUCUAAAUGUUUGAGAAAAGAAAAAUAUUGUAUUCUUCCUAGUUCUUGUAAAAGCAAGUCCUACUGUUAAAAAGAAAAAAACACACGAAAGUUUUUGACAUAAUAAUGCAAAGUCAUGUUUUAAGAAAAACAAUUUCAAUUUUUUUUUUCUCAACACACGUUGAGAUUAUUGACGCAAAAUCGAAUAUAAAUUUCAAGAUUAAGACUUGAAAAUCUUAAAAAAAAUAUAUAUAUAUAUAUAAAUAUAUAUACUUGACAUCAGUGAACAAUCAGUAUCGACAAAGAUUUCCAAUUUUUUUCUUUAUAUUUAAAUAGUGUUUACUAUAUUAUAUAAAAAAAAAACUUUGUCGGUUCUGCGAUGCUUAAAAGCAACGGCUGUAACUAGUUAACAAUUUGUUAAAGAUUGUAAAUGUAGCUUACUUUUUUUUAUAUACAUAUUAUAUCAAUUUAUUUCUGUAAUGGA